Molecule: messenger RNA, 5082 nt
Organism: Haliotis rubra (blacklip abalone)
Lineage: Eukaryota; Metazoa; Mollusca; Gastropoda; Lepetellida; Haliotidae
Product: transcription factor E2F8-like
Exons: 11
Coding region: 262-3240 (992 amino acids)
Biological process (GO): regulation of transcription by RNA polymerase II
Cellular component (GO): RNA polymerase II transcription regulator complex
Molecular function (GO): RNA polymerase II cis-regulatory region sequence-specific DNA binding; DNA-binding transcription factor activity, RNA polymerase II-specific
Source: RefSeq, a predicted model, not a curated record
AAAACGCACUAUCUCGCGCCAAAUAUUCGUAGUGGCUCGAAUUGAUUUCGCACAAAAAUUAUUUAACCAGGGAGGGUGACAAGACAAAUCAAGCCCCUCCAUCUAAGGAUAUUUCACCAGCAGAAGCAGGGACAGGAAAUAAUUUGGAAGGGAUCUACACUCAGGGAUUAUCUUAUUCCACGGCUGUCCACAAAUGCAUAUGACUGUUUAGUUCGAGGUCGUGUACAGGCAAGUGAGAUAUUUCACUGCAAAAACAAAGAAAUGGCAGGAUUAACAAAACAGUUGCUGUCCGCAAAACUAAGGGCAUCAAUAACAGAAGAUGAAAGUGAUGAAGAUAUGGCUUUAUCCGACAUGAUGCCUUUCAGUCAGAAAUCACACAACAGUGAUAUCAAGUAUUGUGAUCACAAUAAGGGCAGAGCAUCCAUCAUUAACAAAGAAAAUGAAAACAGUCCAAAGAGAGUAGCUUCCCCAAGAUCAAAACUUCGCAUUCCACUAGAAGAUACUGACUUUACUGUGGACAAUGCCAUGGAAAAUAUUGACACAGAUCAAAACAAUAACAGUCAGCCUGUCACACCUACCAAGCCCAAAGAAGAGGCUGAGGCUCCUUUGACCCCAACAGCAAAUCUAAAGAUGCUCUUUAGUGCUGUUAGUCCUGAGAUUAGAAAAAUGCAGAGUAAAUUAAAAGAAGAGGCAAAUGCUCAACAUAUAGCAGAGGAAUCAAAUCAAGAUGUAAAUGACUUUGACAAUGAAAUAUUAUGUUCAUCUCAAGAAAGUGACUCCGGCAAACCCUCAACUGGGUCAAGAAAAGAAAAAUCUCUUGGACUCCUGUGUCAAAAGUUUCUACAGAAGUAUCCAGAAUACCCUGAUGCUUCUCAGAACUUUGAAAUCUGCCUGGAUGAAGUUGCCAAAGAACUCAGCGUUGAGAGAAGGAGAAUCUAUGACAUCGUCAAUGUUCUGGAGAGUGUUGAAAUUGUCAGCAGAGUGGCUAAGAAUAGAUAUGCAUGGCAUGGAAAGACAAACCUUGUCACAACACUUGCAAAACUUAGGGCUCUGGCUGAGACUGAAGGUUUUGCAGAACAGAUGGAUAAACUGAAGGAACUUGAACUAAACCGAGAACUUCAAGAUGGGGAGACUUGUACAGUAAAGCUGCCAGUUGAAAUUGGCGACAAGGCAGUCCGGAAAGACAAGUCCCUUGGCAUCAUGAGUCAGAAGUUUCUCAUGCUGUUCCUCGUCUCUAAACCAAAGACCGUCAACCUGGAUCUCUCAGCUAAAAUACUCAUAGGUGAUCCUCUCAUUGACAGGACAGAGAGUGCCAAAUUCAAAACUAAGAUCCGCCGUCUGUAUGACAUUGCCAAUAUCCUCACUAGUCUUGACCUUAUUCGUAAGGUCCAUGUCACAGAGAUCAGAGGUCGUAAACCAGCAUUCAAAUACAUCGGUCCUGAUGUUGAUAACGUCAAUGAUGUUGGCUUUUGUUGCACUGAUGGAUGUCAUCGUCCCAGCUCUCGCCACUCUAUGCUUGACUGUGUUAAAAAUGCCAAUGUUGCAAACCUUGUAAAUAUGUACAGACCCAUUCAUCCGUGUGUUCCUAUACAGAAUCCAUCUGUGGUUGCAACAUUAGCAGAAGCUAAAACUAAAGUCAGCAAAUUGAAGCAAGAGGCUGACAAUGCUCCCCGUCGCUUUUCUCGCCAUGCAUCUUUCGAACAAAUCUGCCAAGUUGCUGAGAAGGAAAGAUCCAAAUUAUAUGGAUGUUCUUCUGAACCCUCUAGUCCUGUGAAAAAACUCAACUUUGAUGAAACAUUGGAAGAUCCAUUUCCUAAACCUGAGUUGAAAAAGAGUCAGAGCAUGCCAAUAACAGUGAAGAAACCAUUGCUUAUCAUGAAAGAUGGACAGCUGACCAUUGUCCAAGAUUCUUCAGAAAAGAAUAAAUCCAGUCCAGGAACUACCCUUACACCGCAAACAAUAAGCCUAGCCAAAAGUUCUGGCAAGGCAAAUGCUUUUAUAUUCAGGACAAAGCCUUUGAAUCCAUCCGAGAAUAUGAAACAGCCAACGAUGAUUCCACUGACAAGGGAUCAGAUUGAUGCUGUGUUACGCUCUCUCAAAGUUCCAGUGGCUGUUGAGAAGGAUACUUCUAGUCUUAAAGAUGCUUCAACUCAGUCUUCUCCUAAUACACCAUCUACAGAUAAAUCUGCACAGAUGACAAUCUUAGAGCAAAGGUCAUCGUCUCCAGAUUGCACCCUUGCAGCUAUGAAUGAAACUACCCCCCAAGCUCAGGCUCAACCUGAUCGCCGAGGUGUCAAGCGGACAUAUGUGGCUGUAAGGAAUGUUAAUACUGUUGAUAAAAGAAUCCGUUUAGCCAUUCCGACACCGCCAUCAACAGAGGAAGAGUCAGGAGCCAGUUCAUCAGAUAGCUUCUCUCAUACUCCUGAUGGAGAAGUGGAUGCCAUUAAUCAAAGAUGUGCCAAACGCAAGGUUGCAGCAGAUAGGAGGGCACUUCAUCUUGCUCCUGAAUUCCGUAACUCACCUCCCAUGUGCAAUGUUCAGAGGAAACCAACUCCAGAUACAUUUAAAUGCAUCACAGCAUCAGAACUGGAACUGGCAGCUCCUUUAGCUGAUGAUGAAGAUUCUCCAUGUGGAAAGCUAUCCCCAAGAGAGAACAGUAAAUGUCACAUACCUGCUCAGACUGUUUUACCUACAAUGCAACGUGUAACAAUCCAACUUCCCAAUCAGCAACCAAUGUCUGUGUUUCAUGUCCCAGUGAACUGUCAGGACAAGAUGCCAAGAGUCUCCCCCAAAUCCUUGCCACAAUCCCCACCUCUUCAAGGCUUUGCUCCAACCCAACCAUUGCAGAUUGUUGGAGGAAUACCAGUAACACCCAAUGGUCAGCCAAUGGGUUUCAUGGUACCAGUGACCUUCAGCCCACCCUUGACCCCAUCGAGUCCCACAAUGUUCACCAUGCCCACCCCACAAGCUCAACAAAAUAUGACCUUUACCUCUGUACAUGUUAUGCAACCUCAGGUCAAGGCCACAUCAGCUUCCAUUCCAUCACCAGCAAUAUCCUCACCAUUACAAACAUUCUCAUCAAUUCAAUCACCACAAGUUCGUAUGAUCAUACCCCCCGAACAACCAAUAACCACCUCAGCAGGAACUGCUUUAAUCCACAAAGACGGAUCUAUAUUUGCCCCAUUUACCCAGGACACUAAAACUGCAGUACGAAAGUUGUCUCUGUCUGAUUUGUGUUAAAAAUUGUCAGUGGAAUUAUGAAUGAAAUUGUACAAACUUUAAAUAUUUCCUUCUUGGAAAUUGUAUUGAUGGAAUAGUAUUUAUCCCCAUAGUAUUUUAGACAGUGAAAGUGCAAGCUGUAGUUUUAGUUUUGGCAUGGAAGAUGCUUUGAUAUUAAUCUGGUGCAGAUAUAGAUGCAUUUAUUUUUAGAUGAAAUGUAGUUUAGUAAAUUAUUCCAGUUAUUUAAUCAAAUGCUGAUCGUUUAGUCGCUAGAUUGUACUGUGAUAAAUCAGUGGGCACAUACAUUGUUCAAACUUGGGUGCACAGCAAGAAAUGUCCGUGUGUUAACAAUUGUAUUACAGUAUUUCUAUUUUUCCAACAUUACAAAUCAGUGUUUUACAUAUCAUUCUGCAUUGUUGAGUUGACACAGCUUACUUUUAUCAGUUUCUAAAUAUUGAAGUUUCUUUUAAUCCAAACAACAGUAUUCCAAAGAUGUAUAUUUUUUUAUUUAAUUUCAUACUUUAGUUUUGUUUUGGGGUUGUUGUUUGUUUGUUUGUUUUUGGGGGGGUCUUUUUUUUUAUCAAUUAAUCAUAAGUUUAUUUUAGUUUCCAUUCCUUAGACAUCUCAUUACUUUAGUUAAGUCCAUUUGACAUUGAUCAUUUAAAUGUGUUCAUUGCAUUGUUAAUCCAUACACCCAGUUUUGUUAACAGAAUGAAUGAUGUGAAAUGCUUGUUGUUUGGGAAACCAGUACAUGUGUGUUUACAGUUGUUUUGUUGCCAUGGUUACUGUUACUUUGAUCUCAUGUACAUUACCAAGCCAUUCCGCUGUUAGUAUACAAGCUGAGAAUCUGCUUCCAAGUGUGCAAACAAGGUAGAUGGCAAGAAAAGCGUUAUAUAUUUGCAAUGUCUAAUGAAUUCAACAUUCUUUUCUAAAUUAUAGACAUUAAACAUAACCUGCAAUGUGGUUUUAGUUAUAGAAACAUUUUGAAUGAACUGACAAGGGCAACUGCAUAAUUUGUGUAGGGUUUUUUAAAUAGCUGUGGAUUGUUUUUUCACUAUCAGGUAUGAGUGGCAAUAUUUGAAUUUGUUUUACAUAAUCAUUUAGUUAUUCAGGAUUUGUUCAGCAUUGAUAGGUGAUAUCAACCUGAAACCACCAAAUGGCAGCACAUUGUAGAUAAUCAACUCAGCUUUAAUAAAAAAUUAUCAGCGAGUGAAAAUAGUGCAGCAUAUCAGAAUUGUCGUCCUCUCAACAAGGCCUCAAACUUCAUGCAUUAGUGCGAAGUGGUAAUUAGGGAAGUGUUGUGGUUUUGAUGACAAAUAACACUGGUCUAUCAAAAGAUAUAAGUUAUCUCUCUUACAAAACUGUAGACUUAAAAAAUUAACUAUUUAUUAUUUUAUUUAUGUAUUUAUAUGUUAAGAUUAAUAUUUUUCAGGCUGGCACAAAGAAAAUUUGGGUAAUUUAAUUUGAACCACAAACUUUUUUCUUCUUUAUCUUUGUACAUUAUUCCAGGCCUUGUGCCUGGCCCCAAGCAAGUCAGUGUUACAUUAUGCUAGUCGUGCCAGAUUAUAAUAUAUUAAUGAAAUAUUUUCAUGUCUAUUUCAUAUUUAUGUUCAUUACAGUGCCUUUUGCUGAGGCAAAUGUGGCUCGCUCAAUGUGUCAAUUUCAUGCACAACAAUACUCUUCAUUGUGACAUUGUCAUAAUAGUACAUAGUGUACUGUUGUUACCAAUUGUUAAAUUUUAUUUUUCUCCGUUGUGUGCCACAUUGAACUUGGUUGUCACGAGAGUUUGUUGUGUAUAGAGUCAAUUGUAUAUAUUCUGCAAGACAGAUUGUAUAAUAAAAUACAAGUAAUCAAAUAUGAAAA